Nannizzia gypsea CBS 118893 is the source of this 1335-nucleotide messenger RNA. RefSeq lists its product as hypothetical. The transcript is spliced from 2 exons. The record is from RefSeq and is a predicted model, not a curated record. Gene Ontology annotation, cellular component: nucleus; SMN complex. The coding region runs from base 1 to 1335 and encodes 444 amino acids. Gene Ontology annotation, biological process: spliceosomal snRNP assembly. Lineage: Eukaryota; Fungi; Ascomycota; Eurotiomycetes; Onygenales; Arthrodermataceae.
AUGACUGAGAAACGCAAACUAUCUCCUUCAGAUGGCUCUCCGUCUACAAAGCGAAUACGUCCAGCUAUCACCAUCGAAGACGAAGUCAGCGAAGACGAGUCACCUUCAAGGCCGCAAUAUCAGCAGCCACGAAGUGACCCGGUGUUCGGUCAAAGACAUGCAUUUCCGGGUUUAGACGAUGGGCCACAGAGUGGAGAGCUCUUUUAUGGCCCGGCAGAUGAUGGCAUUGAGUAUCUGCGGAUGGUUAGAUCGGAAGCCAGGAACCUCCCUGUGUUCUUCGUUGCGAAGGAGAAGCUUAGCCCCCAAAUGAAGACAGACGGCAGCCGCCCGAUAAACGUGUCCUCCAUCGGAAAGCCCCAAGAAACGGAACAAAAAUGGAUAUAUUCGGAUGGUGUAUGCGCAGCUGUAUCAAACACAGCGCUGGAAAGCCCUGCUAUAGUAGGCGAUCCGGAACCUGAAGACCCUCAGGAACGGUAUUACAACCUCCUCCGACAUCGAUUUCUUCUCCUACGCUCCACCUUAAAAUGCGUCCCUCCAGCCAAACUUAUCGCCGCCCUCGAUACUUUCCACCCUAUAUCUUUGCCUGCGGAUAAUCCUCGAGCUCGAACAGAAUGGACAACGCUUGUGAAGACUGUGGAACCUCAAAUGGUACAACUAGCUUGUAUGGAUCUCGACAGUGUUUUACGUGUUUUACGAAUUGUGACGAGAUCGUUGUCUGAAGCUGCCAAAAGUCCAAACUGCUCAUGGACCAUGAGGAUUGCUGCUUGGGCAUGGGGCCUCCUGGGAAGGUGUAGGGAGGUGGGCGAGUUGAGCAGUGAAGAAGUUGGCGAACUGAGAGACUUGGGAAAGCGAGCGGGAAAGAUCCUAAUUAAAAUCCGCGAGAAGGAACCGCAGGUUACAUGUGGAGUGGAGGGUGACCACAAAUCCGAUAGGCAUUGUUCGGACUGGGACGAUGGAGACGAAGUAGAAGAUAUGCAGGAGGAAGCCGAAGGAGAUAACGUUCAAGAACAAGAGGAUGGUCUCAUCAGAGAUGAAGCCAAGGGUAUGCCAGAUGGCGAUGGGGACCAAGCCGAGGCUCUGGAGCUUGCAAAGAAAAGGCUACAAGGGAUGCUUUCCAGUAGCUGUGCAGAGGUUUCUGAGAUAGAGCAGGCUGCUGCUUUAACUGCCGAUGCAGUGGACGGCAACAAGGGACACCAUCAGUUGCUCGAAAACGAGUGGAAAUACAACGCUCGUGCGAUGCUUGACAUGAUAUUGACCAUUGUUGGAGAGUUCUAUGGUCAGAGAGACCUUCUUGAAUUUCGUGAUAUAUGGGAAGAGGGCGAGGAGCGAUAUUAG